GAACAGUCGCAAUCCAACGCAGCAGACGACGUGGUAUUCCCGGUGUGAGGAAGGAAUAUUUAAAAAGUUACAUCUGUUCGUCGGCUUGUCAUGAUCAAGACAGAAAGUCUUACAAUGUUUUUGAGCUCGACCCAUGUAUAGGAGGAAAGUAUGGAUCACUUAAUUAUCUUAAUCGGUAUGGUACAUUUAUUGUACUGUCCAUUCACAAAAGUGGAAGAAAGUUUCAAUCUGCAGGCUAUGCACGACAUCUUAUACCAUGGUUUUAACCUGACCGAGUAUGAUCACCAUGAAUUUCCUGGAGUCGUGCCACGAUCAUUCGUGGGACCAAUUAUAAUAUCAGGCUUGGCAUCGCCGCUAAUAGCAACCAUUAAUUAUUUGCGACUUAAUAAAUUCUUAGCUCAAUAUGUUGUAAGAGCAAUAUUGGGUUUGUUGGUAAUAAGUAUGUUAAAGCUAUACAGAGAUGCUUUACAAAACAUUUUUGGGUUGCAAUUUACAAAAUGGUUUGUUGCAAUUACUGUAACACAAUAUCACUUCGUGUAUUACUUGAGUCGUCCAUUACCAAAUAUAAUGGCUAUGCCACUAGUACUACUGGCUUUGUUUGGGUGGUUGAGACAAAAUCACAUCAUAUUUAUUUGGUCAUCUGCAGCAGCAAUAAUAAUAUUCAGAGCAGAACUUGCUAUGCUACUGGGAUUAUUUCUUUUGUACGAUAUAGCCAACACGAAACUGACCAUACCAAGACUACUUAAAAUUGCGGUUCCAGCUGGUAUAUUUUUUCUAACACUAACGGUUGCAAUAGACUCCAUAUUUUGGAAACGUUUAGUAUGGCCUGAAGGAGAAGUAUUUUAUUUCAAUGCUGUUCUUAAUAAAAGCAGUAAUUGGGGUACAUCACCGUUUUUGUGGUACUUUUAUUCAGCGCUUCCACGUGGAUUGGCAUUUUCAUAUUUUUUAAUACCCUUGGGUAUGCUCUGGGAUGCUCGAGUUCGAACGUUAACAGUUCCUGGUAUCGCAUUUGUUAUCUUAUUCUCAUUUCUACCACAUAAAGAAUUGAGGUUUAUCAUAUAUGUUUUUCCAUUACUGAAUGUUAGUGCAGCAGUUGUUUGUCAUAGAAUAUGGGAGAACAGAGCAAAAAGUUCAUGGAAUGGAUUUAUGGCACUGAUCAUUUUAAGUCAUCUAGUUUUAAAUGCUCUGUUUUCUAUGUUUCUUUUAUGUGUUGCUGGUUCUAACUAUCCUGGUGGUUUAGCUAUUGCCAAAUUACACAGACUUGAGAAAGACUCUACUGAUCCAGUGCACGUGCACAUUGAUGUUCUGACCGCACAGACGGGAGUUUCCAGAUUCGCACAAACAAAUGAUUCUUGGAUUUAUUCAAAACAAGAGAAUUUAACCAUUGAUAAUCCUGAAAUGCUUAAAUUCACGCAUCUAUUAAUGGAAGCUAAAAGUAAAUACUCACCGAAUAUAAAACCCUAUCUUAAAACUCAUGAUAUAUUGGAUUCUGUAGAUGGUUUCUCUCACAUAGCAUUAAACUAUAAUAUGUUACCUCCAAUAAGAAUAAAAACUAGACCUAUUAUAUUUAUUAUGAAAAGAAAACCUAAUAUAAAAUAUGAUCCAAGGAAAGCAGGAACACAAGCACACAUGAAACGGUCAGUUCAAAGUGAGAUACAUAAAAGUACAGAUGGUGAAGAUGUAAUAAAUGAUACUGUAAAAAAUAUGGAGCCAAUAUUAGGUGAAAUUAUGGAGUCAUUAGAGGAAUUUGAGAAACCAUUAAAUAUUAGUAAUAAAAACAUAUUGGAUUUAGAAGUACACGAAGCAAUCAAAAUUAGCAUACAAAAUAAUUCUGAGGAACACAUUGAAUCACUAAACGACGAUAUCGAACAAAUAUCCCGUAAUCUAUCUGAAAACAAUUUAUCGCAUUUAGAAGCAUCGGUUGACAAGGUAAAGGUACCAAAUGUAUCUGAGAUAGAAAGCAUCGUUAAAGCUGAAACAAAUAUUAAACUGCAGCCAAAUAUUGAAGAUAUUUCGUCCAAUGACGAGAAAAGAUUAGAUGUAAAGAGCGAAGGAACUGAAAAAAUAGAAAUAAAUAAAGAGAAAUUAAAAAUUAUUAAUAAUCAGCAAGAAAGCAGCACUAUUAAAGAAACUGUUAAAAAGCUGAUUCAAGAAAAAAUGGAGGCAGUUAAACUAAAAAAAGACUCAAUAGAUGAAAGAAAAUUGUCAGAAGUUCCAGAUAAAAGUAAUAUAGAGAUAAAAAAAGCUUCGAUAAAAGUAUUGCAACAGAAGAUGAAAACUGCAACAAAACAAGAAUUAAAAGAAAAACCUACAACUCUGCAAGAAACAAUUAAAGAGCAUCGAGCUAUUAAAGUGAGAGAAAACAUUAGAAAUAUAAUUAAUCAAUUUAGAGAAUUUGAAAAAGACUUUGUACACGAAGAUUCAGAAAUAAUUAAGAAGGAAACUGACUAUAGUGAACAAGUUACAGGAGUAAGUACAAAAAUGUCUGAAGAUGCAGCAAAUGUAGUAGAUAUUAUGACGAAAAGUGAAGAUUUAAAAACAAUCAAAGAUGCCAAAGAAAGUUUGAAAGAUAUAAUAAAUCAGUUUAAACAAAUUAAAAAUGAAUUAGUUUCCGAAGAAGAUGAUCAAUUUGAUAAAAUCGAAGCCACGUAUAUGGAGAAACCAAUUUCGGAAACAUUAAUGCAAUUUAGUGAAGCUUUGAAAAAUUUAAUACAACGUAGAAGAAAGAACAAAGCGUACAUUACAAAUAGUUUAGAUAAUAAAAAGAACUUAGACAUUCAAAAUUACGAUAAAAUUGGAAAGAUAAAUAAUGUUGAAAAAUUAGGAAAAAUGAACGAAGAUAGUAAUAUAAAAAAUAAUUUAAAUUCAGGUACAAAUAAAGUUAUUCAAGAAAAAUAUUUUACAACGUAUACAAAUAAUAAAAAUGUCCCUUCAAAUGCUCAAAAAUCUGCCGAUAAUGUGUCAAAUAACAUAGAAAAAAAUUAUGCUUCCAAGGAAAGUGAUGAUGAGAUAAUACAAAAGAAUGUUGAAAAUAAUACAAAUAAUUAAAUGGUAGAAAUAAUUGACUGUUUUAUGCUUUUUAAUGACACAGUUCUGUAAUUAUAGUCACAUGUAAAUACGUUAUUCUGUGAUAACGAAUAUAUUAUAUUUCUUAAUUGAUGCUCGUGCAUUACCACCGCGGAAAAAACGAGACUAACUUAUCCUGUUUUAUUACUUAAAAUAACAAAGAAUACCGAAACAAAAUGGGAAAGCAUUUGUAUAAUGAAUAGUAUCACAAACGUGCCACAAAUAUAACUAUAUAUGUAUGCUGUUAUAUAAUAUUAAUUUAUAUAACAAUUAUUUCACGUAUUACAAAACUAUAAUAAUAAUUUUGUAUAUAUUUAGAUCAUGAAAUAUUUAUCUAUAUAUUGUUUGAUAUAAAAGUAAUAUUUGACAAUGCAUGUUUAAAAAAAGUCUAUACAAUUUUAUUAUUCACCCUUGACUGUUACAGACUUGAUAAGUUACUGUUCGAUAAUGGUCUUAUUAUUUCCUAUUUACGUCCUUGCAUUUAGAUUCUGCUUUUCUAUACUUUUUUUUUUUGUUUAGUUUUUAGUGACAUCUAAAAUGUCCUAUAUUACUCAAGAUUAAUCAGUCAUUUAUACUUUCUAUCAGAAAAAGAAAAUCCAUUCAAUUUCCAUAUUGGUAUUUGCAGAGCAUUCAAGUGCCUUAAAAUCUCUUCCAAAUUUUCAUGUACUAUAAGACGUCCGUUCAAAAAAUAUGUGUAUGUAACGUACUAUGUAAUAAUAUUUUACAAUAAGUAAAGGUAUUUAAUACAAAAGUACUGUAAUUUAAUUCCUGUAUUAUUGCUUAAUCAAUCAACAAUCAAAAGCGUCAAUUAUCGAUAACAAAUUUGGCGAAAGAAUAUUAUACGAUUUUUCAA
Hylaeus anthracinus is the source of this 3919-nucleotide messenger RNA. RefSeq names its product probable Dol-P-Man:Man(7)GlcNAc(2)-PP-Dol alpha-1,6-mannosyltransferase (gene Alg12). Gene Ontology annotation, biological process: protein N-linked glycosylation. The record is from RefSeq and is a predicted model, not a curated record. The coding region runs from base 151 to 3048 and encodes 965 amino acids. NCBI's taxonomy places the organism in Eukaryota, Metazoa, Arthropoda, Insecta, Hymenoptera, Colletidae. Gene Ontology annotation, cellular component: endoplasmic reticulum membrane. Gene Ontology annotation, molecular function: alpha-1,6-mannosyltransferase activity. The transcript is spliced from 8 exons.